Messenger RNA from Branchiostoma belcheri (Belcher's lancelet), 2177 nucleotides. Its product is annotated as retinal dehydrogenase 2-like. Bases 63 to 1556 code for a protein of 497 amino acids. The record is from RefSeq and is a predicted model, not a curated record. NCBI's taxonomy places the organism in Eukaryota, Metazoa, Chordata, Leptocardii, Amphioxiformes, Branchiostomatidae. The transcript is spliced from 15 exons. Gene Ontology annotation, molecular function: aldehyde dehydrogenase (NAD+) activity.
CUGGCCGCGGACUCUGACCUCGCCCCCGACACGCCCCCUUUUUCGCUCAACAGGCUGCAAAGAUGGCUGCUCCGUACCUCCCCACCCCGAACCCCAACCCAGAAAUCAAGUACACACAGCUGUUCAUCAACAAUGAGUUUGUGAACUCGGAGAGUGGGAAGACUUUCCCCACCAUCAACCCAGCUACAGGGGAGAAGAUCUGUGAUGUUCAGGAGGCUGAGAAGGCUGAUGUGGAUAAGGCCGUUGCUGCAGCUCGGGCGGCGUUUAAGUUGGGCACGCCAUGGCGGAACCUGGACGCCUCUCAGCGCGGGAGACUCCUCUACAAACUGGCUGACCUGAUGGAGCGCGACAAGGACUACCUCGCUAACCUGGAGACCCUUGACAAUGGGAAGCCCCUGUUUGAGUCAUACUAUGUGGAUGUGCUGGAGCCCAUCAAGAUCGUGAGAUACUUUGCUGGCUGGUGUGACAAGAUCACUGGGAAAACCAUCCCUGUCGAUGGCCCGUACUUCACCUACACUCGUCAUGAGCCUGUUGGUGUGUGUGGACAGAUCAUCCCAUGGAACUUCCCCAUCAACAUGGUGGUCUGGAAGCUUGGCCCUGCCCUGGCCUGUGGGAACACCUGUGUGCUGAAGCCGGCUGAACAGACACCGCUGACCGCACUCUACCUGGCCGCACUGGUCAAGGAGGCUGGGUUCCCGCCUGGUGUAGUGAAUGUGCUGCCAGGGUACGGGCCGAGCUGCGGUGCCCACAUUGUGGAACAUCUGGACGUGGACAAGGUUGCCUUCACGGGCUCAACUGAGGUUGGAAAGAUCAUCCAGGCAGCAGCUGGUGGGAGUAACCUGAAGCGUGUGUCUCUGGAACUGGGCGGGAAAAGUCCCAACAUCAUCUUCGCUGAUGCCGAUAUGGACCAUGCAGUGGAACAGGCCCAUCAGGCCCUGUUCUUCAACAUGGGUCAGUGCUGCUGCGCCGGGUCCCGUACCUUUGUGGAAGAAUCUGUCUAUGACGAGUUCGUCAAGCGCAGCGUGGAACGCGCCAAGAAGCGUACAGUUGGGAGCCCAUUUGACCCUAAGAACGAGCAGGGCCCGCAGAUUGAUGAUGAACAGUUCCAGAAGAUUCUUGGCCUGAUUGAGUCAGGAAAGACCCAGGGUGCCAAGCUGAACUGUGGAGGAGCUCGCCAUGGGGACAAGGGUUUCUUCAUCGAGCCGACCGUGUUCUCAGACGUCGGAGAUGACAUGACUAUCGCCAAGGAAGAGAUUUUUGGCCCUGUGAUGAGCAUCUUCAAGUUCAAGAACAUUGAGGAGGUGAUUGAGCGUGCCAACAACACAACCUACGGCCUGGCUGCUGCUGUCUUCACCAAGGACAUCAACAAGGCACUAACCAUCGCCAACUCUGUGAAGGCUGGGACAGUCUGGGUGAACUGCUACAAUGCCAUAACCCCUCAGACUCCAUUUGGAGGCUUCAAGCAGUCUGGAAAUGGCCGUGAACUGGGUGAAUAUGCCCUUGAGGAGUACUGUGAGGUGAAGACAGUCACUGUCAAGCUGCCAGGCAAGAUGUAAGCUGCACCAUUCAAGAGAUCAACACAGCAAUGUCUGACUUCAGGAGGAUUCAGUUCCACAGAGACCCGUCUUCCAAAACUGUUUGCUUGUGUAAUCUUUGCAUUCCAGUUGCUUUCUCAUGACAUUGGAAUCUUUCAAUUGACUGCUUUUGAAUUUACAGUUGUGCAAUUUAUUCUGAAAAUGCAUUUCCCAAAAAAUGUUAUACUCCAAAAGGAGAAAGAUAUAUGCUUAUCAUAAUUGGAAAAAGGUCGGCAAGUGGUAGUUAUGGAGUGAUAACAUAUGGUCUGGCAUAUAAGUAUGAAGAUUAUUAGUAAGUAGUAAGUUAGAGAGAUUUAGUGAAACGAAGAUAAGAAUUCCGAUUUCUCUCAUGUGAAUCUCUAGAUUGUGCCAUGAAGAUUUAUACAUGUGAACCGAACAUGUAUUAAGAGUGCUGUAAAUUUACUAGGCUAGCUUAGACUUAGAGAAAAAGGCAAUACAUGUAUCAGUAUGUUUUUCAUUGAUGGAAUAAAUGAAGACAAAUCUAACAUAUCUCCUGUCAGUGAAAACCUAUAGAUAGCCUCUGUUAUGCUUUUGUUGCAACUAAUGCAUUGUGCAAUGCGCAUAAAAUUUGCUUUUCAGCCA